AUGGCCCUGGCCCACCUUGCUAUACCCCGAAAUCGCCGUGACAUCUCCCGAGCCCGCCGUGGCACGAGUUCAAUCCAGCAUGAUAUUUUAGCCUUUGUUCGCGAUGCUAUCGCCGCAAGGCUCCGUGCUCUGCGUGAAAGAGACGUUCAGAUGGAGGCUGUACUCAUUCUUCUGCUCGUCCUGCAAUUCCUCUGCUGCAAUCCCCGUCCCACAGCCACAGCCCCCUACAACGCCAAUCACUUCAACGGGGCCAAAGUGGCCAUCAUGCACUACGCUACCGAUGUGCACCACCUCUGCAAUGCCAACAUGAACCUGCAUUUCAUCCGGAACGAAGGCACCCAAGCGGAUCUAGUCCUCGUGCAUCCGCCCCACUGGACUCCCGGCAGCGAGUCUCCCUCUGGAAGGUUGCUGCACAAAGCAGAGACGGCGUACGGCGCAAAGUUGAUUCCCAUCCCGGGGCUGCGCCCUCUGGGGGACAAGGUCAACUGGACAGACUACACCAAGCUGCUAGCAUUCAACCUAACACAGUACGACCGCGUGAACAUCGACUCCCUCUUCCGACUGGACGCCGCUCCGCUCGCCGCGCCCCGCGCCUACUGGCUCGGCCCCAUCGACGAGACCAUGCAACUAACCCCUUCCUUGAUGCUCAUUCAGCCCUCCGCCACCGAAUUCACCCGCAUCGUGUCAUCCAUUCAGGACACCUACCAUGCCGAAUCCGAGAGGGAGAUCAUCAACCGCCUCUACCUCGACUCCGCAAUCCUGCUCCCGCACAGGGACUACCUCCUCCCCACGCGCGAGUUGCGCACCGACAACCACACGGAUUUUCUGGGCAGUCCCUAUGCGCCCUGGGAUACAAGCGAAAUUCUCAGACAGGCCAAGUACCUGCUUUUCUCCGACGGGCCCGUCGCAAACCCCUGGCUGCGCACCCCGGCCGCGGUAUGGGCGGGGGAGCAGCAGCCGGCCUGCGGGAGGGCGCCCUUGACUGGGGCGGUGGAUUGUCGGGCGAGGGAUCUUUGGGUGGGGUUAUAUAGGGGGUUUGUGGAGGAGCGGGAGAUGGUCUGCGGACGGGAGUUCGUGCCUCAACCUCGCCGGAAUUCGCGACAGGCCAGAGACGCUGGACAUGCUAGCCGGCUGUGA
This is a messenger RNA of Aspergillus saccharolyticus JOP 1030-1, 1137 nucleotides long. RefSeq lists its product as uncharacterized. NCBI's taxonomy places the organism in Eukaryota, Fungi, Ascomycota, Eurotiomycetes, Eurotiales, Aspergillaceae. The transcript is spliced from 4 exons. The record is from RefSeq and is a predicted model, not a curated record. Bases 1 to 1137 code for a protein of 378 amino acids.